AUGCCCCCCUGGGGCAUCGCAGCAGCAGAGCCGGGACACAGGGCCUUGGGGAGUGCUCAGCUGGACAGAUCCCACCCCCACCCCGGGGGUCUGCUCACCCAGGGCUGCUUGCAGGUGGACAGAACCGAGGUGGUCCGGAGCGGCCUGCAUCCGGCCUUCUCCAAGGUCUUCACACUGGACUACUUUGAGGAGGUGCAGAAGCUGUGCUUUGAGGUCUACGACACCCACGGGCCCAGCAGCCUCAGCUGCCAGGAUGACGACUUGGGGGGCAUGGAGUGCACCUCGGGGCAGAUCGUGGCCCAGAAGAAGGUGACCCCAGCACUGUUGCUGAAGGUCAGCAGGAACGCUGGCAAGUCCCCCAGCACGGUGAUAGCCAGAGACAUCUCUGGGAAUAAAGGCCAUGCAGAGCUCGCCCUCUGUGCCAUGAAGCUGGAUGACAAGGGCCUCUUCAGCAAGCCGGACCCCCUCCUGGAGCUGCACCGGAUCAACGAUGAUCAGAGCAAGCAGCUGGUGUACAGGACGGAGGUGGUGAAGAACGACCUGAGCCCCACCUGGCAGCCUUUCAAGGUGUCUCUGAGCAGCCUGUGCAGCUGUGAGGAGCCUCGGCCUCUGAAGGGCCUCGUCUGGGGUUAUGACUCCCGCGGGAAGCACGACUUCAUCGCAGAAUUCUCUACCACCUUCGUGGAGAUGCAGAAUGCCUUCCGGGAGGACCAGGCCCAGUGGGACUGUGUAAACCUCAAGUACACGCAGGAGAAGCGCAGUUCCAAGAACUCUGGGGUGGUCAUCCUGGCAGACCUGAAGGUGAGCCUCGGCCCAGCCUGCAGCCCCUCCCCCCGCAGUGGGUGGAGGGGGUGCUCCUGCCUCAGCUCUGCAGAGAGUGAUCCGGGCUGGGGUGGCCGGCCACUGCCUGGAACCCCCUGUAGUCAGAUGGACCUUCAAGGGCCCCCAUCCCAGAGGUCUGGGCAUGUCCCAGGAGCCCCGGAGGUCCCGACCCUGAAGCCCUGGCCUCAGUCUUCGCAGGGUGGGGGUCCCGGAUGUUCUACAGGGCGUACUUGUUCCAGGACUACAUCAUGGGCGGUUGCCAGACCGCUUCACGCCUCCACUGGGGACCCCAGGAACAGCUGCUCCCUGCACUACAUCAACCCCUUCCAGCCCCACGAGUUGCAGGCCCUGGCGGCUGUGGGCGAGACCUGCCAGGACUACGACAGUGACAAGAGGCUCUCUGCUUUGGGGUUCGGAGCCCGGAUCCCUCCCAAAUGUGAGGUGUCCCAUGACUUUGCCAUCAGUUUCAGCCCUGAGGAUGAUGAGUGUGAAGGUAGGAGCGCGAGGCGCCCAGGGUGGGGCUGCAGCGGGGCUGGGCUCACCCCCCUCCCCCGCCGGAAUCCGGGGCGUGGAGGAAGCCUGCUGGAACUGCCUGCCCAGGGUCCAGCUCUAGGUGCCGGGGCUGGGCGCAUGAGGAAGGUCUGCCUGCUGCUGUGGGACAGGGCAGGGCCAGGGUCCACUGUGGGCGAGAUGGGGAGUGGCGGCAAGGAGGCUGAGGGAACCGGGGCAGCGGGCAGGAGGCCGGUGUGUCUGGACCGAGUGAAGCUUCUGUUCCAGGCGGUGAGGGUGUGGAGUUUGCGCUACUGGCAAACGCAGGGCUGUGAGAUGUUAAUGGAGAACUGGCCCUACUCUGGGGGGCAGGAGGAGGGCAUUUUGAGUAGGGGGAGACGCAGCUGCCCUGAAGGGUCCCUGUGGCCCCAGCAAUACUACAUCCUGCUGAUCCUGACAAACGGCGUGGCGACCAACAUGGCGGACACACGCGAGGCCAUCAUGCGCGCCUCCCACCUGCCCGUGUCUAUCAUCGUGGGGGUGGGCAGCGCCGACUUCACCGACAUGCAGGUCCUCGACGGCGACAGCGGUGUCCUGUGCUCCCCACGGGGCGAGCCUGCCCUUCACAUCUUGAAGUUUGUGCCCUUCUGGGAGCUCAAGAGCGCGUCCCCCGUGGCGCUGGCCAAGAGUGUGCUUGCCGAGGUGCCCAGGCAGCUGGUUGAGUAUUACAGACACAAGGAAUGCCUCUGAGAGACCUCGGCGAGACCAGCCCGGGCUCCACUCCGUGAGGACACACGGUAGGGGGCCGGCCAGGACUGUGUCCACCAUCUGCUUCUAGCACCCUCCACCCCGACUGCCCAGGGGCCUUCCUUCCCCCAGCCCACACCCACCGUUGGCUCCUGUGACCCUGCUGCCCGGUGGGCCAGCCUCCCUCCGGGCCCCAGGGCUGAAGGAGGGACAGGUCCCCCUGGGCACGCCUGAC
This is a messenger RNA of Globicephala melas (long-finned pilot whale), 2293 nucleotides long. It is a transcript of the gene CPNE7, whose product is annotated as copine 7. The record is from RefSeq and is a predicted model, not a curated record. Gene Ontology annotation, molecular function: calcium-dependent phospholipid binding. NCBI's taxonomy places the organism in Eukaryota, Metazoa, Chordata, Mammalia, Artiodactyla, Delphinidae. Gene Ontology annotation, cellular component: plasma membrane. Gene Ontology annotation, biological process: cellular response to calcium ion.